GAAUGCUGUACAGCUGGUCGAAAAAUGGCUGCCGCGACGAUGGCAGGGGCCGAUGCCCAUAUGAUGGAGCAGAAAAAGUUGGAGUAUUUCUCCUCCAUCAACUCCAUGGCCAGGAAAAUAAUGCAAGAAAGGGAGAACAUCAAGGAGAGACAUGGACCCGAUUGGGAGAAAAUGACACCGAAUGAACAAGACAGCGCCAUCGACAAUGGAAUGAUGGACCCCCAUAUUCGUGCUCGAUAUGCAAUGCAUAGGGUUGCCCGAGAAGAAGUCAUUUGUUAUCCUAAAUUGCUCAUUCAGACAGGACAGAAAAUUGUCCAUUUUGGUGAUGAGGUACGGACUUUUACCCGAUUUGCAUUGGUAGUCACAUAUCUAUUUCCUAGAGAAAUAGCUACGUUUUCUCGCAUGAUUCCAGCUAGGUAAAAUGGCUAACAUACUAGCUAGCCACGACCGAUGUUUGAGCUGGUAAACGUCAUACCAGUAGCAAAACAAUGCAAGACAUCGAAAUGGAUCAGAUGGCAAUUUUCAUCAUGGUCUUCCCCAUGGUAUAUACAGAUGGGCAUUUGUAUGAUAACAUGAUCUGUCUGAUUUGGACAAAUCUGGGAAACUAGCAAUUUUUGUUUUGCUGUCAAUUGAUUCACUAGAUUAUCAAAACACUAAGCCAGCCAGCUAGUAUAGUCCUAUAAUCCAGUAACCUGACGGUGGCAGACUGUUUCUGCAUGUGAAGAGAGUAGUGGUUUAUCACUAAUCACACUUUGAUGAAAAAAACAGUUUUUGUGUUCAAUUUCAGGACAUAACUUGGCAAGAUGAGCACUCUGCCCCAUUCUCCUGGGAGACCAAGGUGUGUAUGACAAUGUCCAUGUUGUAUUCUACCAUUAACAAGAUUACCUUAAAUUGAUGUAGCUACAGUACACAUUUUAUUUUCGGUCAACACACCAUCUCCUUUCUCUUUACAGAGCCAGUUGGACUUCAGCCUGACAACAGGGGAAUCUGUGCAGGGCAUCUCCUCUUCAACAGCUGACUACAAGCCACCUAAUGUCACCCAGAGCAGCCAGCUGAGCAAGGUAACCCAGAGCAGCAAGGUGUCCAAUGGCGAGAUCCUCGGCCUGGACAGGAAAGAGGAGUCCUCCUCCUUCUGGAAGAUCAGUGCUGAGAGAUCCAGGCUGGAGGGUGAACAGGCAGACUUCUACUCCCUAACCCCCAGCCAAAUCAAGUCCCUGGAGAAGGGGGAGAAGCCACUGCCCUCCUACCUUCGUCAGGAGCCCACCCCCAAGGAGGCAGAGGAGACCCCACCCCCACCACGGGUGACCAAGCAGAGAGCCCCCCGGUUGCCUGCGCCUCCUACCCCUGUGCCCAUCAGUGUCCCCCCCCCAGCAGCCAUAAGUGUGACCCCUAUGAGCGUGACUCCUACCCCUGCUCCUAUCAGUGUGUCGUCCACUGUGGCUGUUUGGGAGCGCGCUCAGAGCACCCUCCCCUCAGUCAGCAACACAGUGGAGGACGUCUUCACUCCAGGGCUGCCCACUAAAUCCCCAGGGCUGCCCACCAAGUCCCCUGCCCGCUCAGGCAACACUGCCAGAGACAGAGAGGAGAAGGCUGCUGUUCAGUCUGAGUCUCAACUGGCCACCAGUCCCACCUUCGCUCAGGUGAACAACCCAUUGUGGUUUGAUACUGAUCAAAGAUAUUUUGAUCCAGCAAAAUUGGCAACAGCAUUUACCUGUGUAGUAACAGUCUAAUUACUCUGUAUUAACAUGUUGUUACAUAGUACAUUUACUUCAAGUUGUGUGCUCUGUACUGUUCUAAUUGAGAUGUUCUAUUUUUCUCCUACCAGUUUAAUACCAGCAGUAACGUCCUGAAGACCGGAUUUGACUUUCUUGACAACUGGUAACAGCUGCUUCAAGUAAAAACAUUGAGUGACUGGAUCAACUCAACACUAGAAGGACCAUUGUGAUGACCAUUUUAAUACAUGUAUUAAGGAAAGCCAACAAUUGAACUGACUAUGUCUAUUUAUCUUAAAUGGCUUUUUAUGGCAUAUCUCACUACAUGUGUGCUUUUGUUUGCCCACUGCCAGAACCCACACACUCCAGCUGUUACCUUUACCUUUAUUACUCUGACCUCGUACUAGUGCUAAGCAUUACUGUAGUGUACACUAAUGAGAAGCACUCAAAGUGGUAUGUUUAGGUAAGCCAGCAUGUUAAGUGAUUUAUACCACUUGCAAUGUAGAUCUACAACCAUUUAUACUACUAGAGUACUAUUUUACAGAAUUUUGUAUGUAAAUUAUAUUCACUGUAUGCUAUAUUGCACUCAUACAUUUUGAAAUCACUGAUUCAAAGCAAAUAAAUUGUACAGAAUGAGG
Coregonus sp. 'balchen' is the source of this 2350-nucleotide messenger RNA. The record is from the annotation of a GenBank genome assembly. NCBI's taxonomy places the organism in Eukaryota, Metazoa, Chordata, Actinopteri, Salmoniformes, Salmonidae.